UCACACAUUUACCGCACAAGGAAGAACAAAUCAAAUGUACAGGUUACAGGUGUUAUAUUUAGAACAUUCGUAUUUACUAUUUUAUAUAAAAAGCAUUUACACGUAGUAUAACAUUUUAUGGAAUAAGAGAUCUUUGUGAAACUGGUAUUUAUAAUGAGUGAUGAAGAUGGUAAACAAAGUAUUCGACCGAGAAAACAGAGACAUGCUUUCUACAAAGUCUCAACUGGAUUAUCGGUUGAUAAAGUAAUGGAGGAAUUUGGUAUUUCUGAACCUAUAAGAGAAACACUUGGUAAACUGCUAAGACAAAUUGCAUCAAAUAACGUAAUAUGUAAGACAUACGCUGAUGUCUCAACUCAGACAUCAUUCGAUGAUAUGCCAGGAGAAAUUGACACAGUAGAACCGUCAGUUGAACGUGGCAUGGAUGACACAAAAGUUAAAGUACCGUACGAAGAUUGUCAUGUUAUAGAUGAAAAAAACAUUGACAAGGAAAGUCCUUAUGAUAACGUCGCAUUUAAAACUCCAAUGAACACAGACUAUGGUAACUAUUCACUACAGAUCCGGGAGAGGCUUGUUACAGAAGAAACUAGACGACAAUCUGCAGUUGAAGUUAAUACAGGAAAAUAUGAUGAACGCGAGUGUCUAGCAAAUGCCAUACAGUUUCACAUUGAAGAUCUGAUUGACGGAGUUAUUUUCCGAGACAGCGAACUGCCUGACUGUCUUUUAGCUGAUGGUUGUCUCACAGAAGACGAAUGUUCAUCGGUUAGAAGAAUUCGAGAUAGAAAAGAUCAGAUCAGAAUUCUUGUAAGCUUAAUUAAUGGGAGAGAUGUGUAUGUGCUAAGAAGAUUUCUUAAACUAAUAAAGGGACACAAUCAACAUGUUGCUGUUAAAAUACAAGAGAAGUUUGAAGAUAAUAAGCGCAAAGGUUUAGGACAAAAACUAUGUUUCCUGUGCCAGCUCAAAAAUAACUUCAAUGUCAAACAUUUAGCAGAUUCUCUGUGGGCAGUACAAGUAAUUGAUAAAGGCGUUUAUAAUACAAUUAUCUUUUCUGAUUUACCGACAGGAGCACAAGAAACAUUAUGGUGUAAAGUAUUUCACUCUCUGAACUACUUUGACCGUCAGCAAGCUGAGUUAGCCCAUCAAAAGAUUAUAAAAGCAUUGACGAGGCAAAACCUGUUUACAUAUCUAGCUGAUGGAAUAAACGAUAUGCUAGUUAAGAAUCAUGGAAGGUUAAGUUGUUCUUGUGAACAAAAAUCAUUAUUACGGCGGAGACAUAAUGUUUUAGAAGAAUCAACAUCUGACGAAUCAAUUCUUCCUCGGUCAAGUUCGGACGGAACAGCAAAUGAUAUAGCAAGUACUAAUAGUACUGAUGAUAGAACUAUUCCUAAAACUGCAUAUAGGAAACCGGAUAAUAUGACAGAAGAACGUCCGCUAUUUCCUACAAGCCUUCUUCAAAGUGCCAACAAACAACAUGAUGUUGGGGACAGUAUACCUGAAUCUGUUACAGGUGAAAGUUUAUUGGAAUUUAACUCACAAACAUUUCCUAAAACAAGAAAUUUGACUGAUUUUUUACCUCAAAGCAAGAAACCACCAAUACUGUAGAUGAUUAUAUGACAACUGCACAUAAAUAAUGUUGCUGAAAAGGGUGUGGCUCGUACUUUAUAUAGUGUAACAGUCUUUUUGCAUUUUUAUGUAAAAACUUUCAAUAUACGAUUACAAAAGACGGCUAUGAGAGCGUAAAUUGCGUGACAUCCGGGUGUAAAUUUUAUAACGUAAUUGGUUUGAACAAAACAAGACAGAGUGCUAAACAAGAUAACCAAAAUACCUUUUAACAAACAUUUUAAAGAUCGUCAAAAAGAACUGUAAACCGCAAAAUAUUCAUUAUUUUAGAGAUACUGAAAACGAGUUUGAAUUAAAUAGAUUUGUCAAUAUAAGCUGAUGAGGGAAAGUAAAUGGAUUUAUACUACGUCGGCUAUCCUAAA
Messenger RNA from Ruditapes philippinarum (Manila clam), 1979 nucleotides. RefSeq lists its product as uncharacterized. Lineage: Eukaryota; Metazoa; Mollusca; Bivalvia; Venerida; Veneridae. Bases 154 to 1599 code for a protein of 481 amino acids. The record is from RefSeq and is a predicted model, not a curated record. The transcript has 4 exons.